GAGGAAUAGGAGAGUAUGACAUUUUUCGAGGAAAGGGUGUACAAUUCUGCCGGUUGUGGGAUGCCGCUUUACAAGUCCACCGCCAAAUUUAACUCUGGCUGUGGUUGGCCUGCAUUCUUCGAGGGUAUCCCUGGAGCCAUAAACCGAGCCCCUGAUCCUGAUGGGAGAAGAACUGAGAUUACAUGUGCAGCUUGUGGGGGGCACUUGGGUCAUGUUUUUAAUGGGGACGGGUUCUCAGUGCCGACCGACGAACAUCACUGCAUCAACAGCGUUUCGAUCCAGUUCGUUCAGGCUAAUGCAGCUCCUUCAACGUGAGGGGAA
Molecule: messenger RNA, 321 nt
Organism: Hibiscus syriacus
Lineage: Eukaryota; Viridiplantae; Streptophyta; Magnoliopsida; Malvales; Malvaceae
Product: peptide methionine sulfoxide reductase B5-like
Exons: 2
Coding region: 16-315 (99 amino acids)
Biological process (GO): response to oxidative stress; protein repair
Molecular function (GO): peptide-methionine (R)-S-oxide reductase activity
Source: RefSeq, a predicted model, not a curated record